Messenger RNA from Megalobrama amblycephala (Wuchang bream), 1173 nucleotides. RefSeq lists its product as uncharacterized. Bases 316 to 1173 code for a protein of 285 amino acids. The record is from RefSeq and is a predicted model, not a curated record. The transcript has 2 exons. Lineage: Eukaryota; Metazoa; Chordata; Actinopteri; Cypriniformes; Xenocyprididae.
CCCUUUAAGACUUGUUGCCCCUUUAAGACUUGUUGCCCCUUUAAGAAGUGACGCAGCAAAGUUGUGUGGAGGAAAUGCAAGCCGAUCCAAGUUGGAGUGUUAUAUGUGUGCGUGCAUCUUAUAAAACCACACACCUAAUGCUUCAGUAAAAAAGACCUCAAAGAAAGAACUGUGGUUGACUGAGUUCCUGGGUUCUGACCGGCCCACCAGGGCGAGUGUUUCUUAUCAAACAGUCCUUAAGAGAUAGAGCUGAAAGUCCAAUUUCCAAUCCUACAUUUGGUCCUUCGAGCCGGAUUGUCACUUCCCUGGAUUAAGAUGUCAGCCAGUUCUGCACCAGUAAACCCUUCAGUUCGCCCAAAGCGCCGUCCAGCUUAUUUACAAGAUUAUGAGGUGGAUAUUCCAAGCCUUCAUAAAUCAUCCUCACCAGUUAAUACAAGACAGCAAGCAGUGGAGUCAUCUGAUGACGAUUACUCUUCAUCACACAUUAGAGCAUCAGCUGCAAAGCCUAAAAGAGUACACAGUUUACCUGUGUUUACUCCCCCUUCGAGGCUGACUGUCAGGAAUGAGCAUCGUGACCUCCUAAAUACUCUACAACAGCGCAUUUCUAGCUCUUCCCGCCAGUCGUCACCACAAUGUCCAAAUCGACCACUACUGUCUGAACCCAAUGCAGAGUUCCGUCCCCUUAGUGAUGAAGGUGAUGGAUACCAGAGUGAUCGAUCAGAUGCAAGCUCUAUAAAGUUGCAAAGGAUCUCAGAGGAGAAUUCCAGACUUCGUGAAACACAGCAGGCCAUUAAAGCUGACCUUAAAAGAAUUGAAACAGCCAAAGACGAGUUGAUUCAGCUUUUAGACCGAGCUUGUAGUUUGCAGAGACCUUUAUCGACUCCUAACACCCAGUCUAAUCAUCCAUCCGUUAAGUUUCACCAUGCCGCGCAUGUGAGUGAUGAAGACUGGCCAGAGCCUCCUCCACCCAUUGCAUAUGAGGAGACAGAAAUUACGAAACCGUAUAAUGACCAGCAGAGGCUUUACAGCAGUACAAGGGCCACACCAACACUUACCCCUCGACUCACUACAGUGGAGAAGACUAUGGAUUUCCGCCAUCCAAUUCAGUAUGAUGACCAGCAGAGGUAUGGCCAGUACCCUUGCCCAACUGAUAAGUUCUCAGCAUGCUUAUGA